This is a messenger RNA of Ixodes scapularis (black-legged tick), 1029 nucleotides long. RefSeq lists its product as uncharacterized. The transcript has 2 exons. Gene Ontology annotation, molecular function: nucleic acid binding. NCBI's taxonomy places the organism in Eukaryota, Metazoa, Arthropoda, Arachnida, Ixodida, Ixodidae. The coding region runs from base 1 to 1029 and encodes 342 amino acids. The record is from RefSeq and is a predicted model, not a curated record.
AUGGGAUACACGGCCGCGGACUUCUGUGAAGCUGAGGGACCCAACGGCGUGGACACACUGAUUGGAGGCGAUUGCUAUUGGAACUUCGUCACGGGCCAAGUUGCGGGAGUUUUCAAGGUGCUGGGACUAACGUGGAAACCUGCCACAGACCUCGUAACAUUUGCACCAGACGAUGUUCUGAACUUCGUAGAGAAGCACUCAGACACAAAAAGGUUUGUCCUACAGACUACAGCCAGACUCUACGAUCCCCUAGGAUUCAUCGCGCCAUUUGUCGUGCGAGCGAAGAUCCUAUUUCAACAAAUCUGGAAACAGAAGAUGGAGUGGGACGACCUACUGCCUUUUGACCUGCGCAGUGAAUGGCACCGAUGGUGUGCGGAUCUUCCAUUGCUAUGUGACGUCAUGGUGCCACGUUUCUACAUACGGGGAAUAGAGGGAGCGACGAUCAAGACAAACCUGCACAUCUUUGCCGAUGCUAGUCCUCAGGCGUAUGGAGCCGUAGCAUACGUAACUAUGACGAAUGAUUGCGGCACCACGACAUCCACGAUCCUGCUUUCCAAGUCUCGAGUGGCACCUCUAAAAGAACUUUCUGUAGCGAGGCUAGAACUUUUGGCAUGUCUUUUGGCAACCAGACUAAGUGUCUACAUUAAGACCAAGCUGCAGGAGAACAUCCACAAAGUGCACUUGUGGACCGAGGCCAAGAUAGCUCUUUAUUGGAUCCUCGGAGAAGCAAACGUCUGGAAACAGUUUGUAAGAAAUAGAGUCGUUGAAAUCCAGCGAAACUCUAAUCCUUGCUCUUGUAAACACUGCCCAGGCAAAGAGAACCCGGCUGACCUGGUGACCAGAGGAAUCACAGCCAGGGAGCUGCUCGACAGUGAAGUAUGGUGGAAAGGACCUAGCUGGUUAACAGUACGAGAGCGGUGGCCAGAGAAGUCUGAACCGCAAGAAUUCAAUAUAGAAGAAACAGAGAAGAAAAAAGGUUGCAGCGUUACCCACGGCAACAGCAGACCAAACGAUGGCUCCAGAAAUUGA